Molecule: messenger RNA, 1408 nt
Organism: Anoplophora glabripennis (Asian longhorned beetle)
Lineage: Eukaryota; Metazoa; Arthropoda; Insecta; Coleoptera; Cerambycidae
Product: tetraspanin-2A
Exons: 5
Coding region: 97-843 (248 amino acids)
Cellular component (GO): membrane
Source: RefSeq, a predicted model, not a curated record
CACAAAAUAGUUGAGUGAGACUUCGCGCAAAGUGCGGUUUCGGUUCUCUUUGUAUUUACCGUCGUUAUAGAUUGAUUGUUUCCUUUGUUGUGGAAAAUGGCUGGCAAAGGUGAUGGGGAAGGAGAAGGGAAUAUCCUUAAAUUGGAAAAUCAAAUCGCCGUCAUCAAAUAUGUAAUGCUGUUUUUGAACGCGAUAGAAUGGAUGAUUGGUGCCAGUGUAUUCGGUCUUUGCCUUUGGCUGAAGUUCGAACCCGGAAUAGAAGAAUGGCUAAUUAAGUUGGAAGCAACGCAAUUCUACAUUGGGGUGUACAUUCUUAUUCUUGCUUCCAUCGUCAUCAUGGUCGUUUCCUUCGUAGGGUGUAUCAGCGCCCUGCAGGAAAGUUCACUUGCCCUUCUGAUAUAUAUCGGGACCCAAAUAUUGUGCUUUAUACUUGCCCUGGCCGGUACGACUGUGCUUUUGGAUAACAGCGCCAGAGAUUCCAGAUUUCAGCCAAGAAUCAAGGAAAGUAUGCGCCGCCUUAUCAUGAAUUCCCAUCACGUGGAAUCCCAGCAAACUCUGGCAAUCAUUCAGGAAAGUAUUGCCUGCUGUGGGGCUGACGGUCCGAGAGAUUACUUGACGCUACAACAGCCGCUGCCCUCCGAAUGCAGGGACACCGUCACGGGGAAUCCAUUCUUCCAUGGCUGCGUCGACGAGCUGACGUGGUUUUUCGAAAAGAAGUGUGCCUGGGUCGCCGGAUUGGCUAUGACAGUCUGCUUAUUUCACGUCAUAAAUAUUGUGUUGGCGACUAUCCUCAUGCAGGCACUGAAGAAGGAAGAGGAACAGGCCGAAACUUACAGGAAAUAGUCCUUGUAAUUGCAAAAAAUAUAUAAAUUGUGUGUAUUAAAGUAGUAUUAACGUUUUAUACAAAUUACCUACUCUUAAUUUUUUCCUACUUGCAAUUGCAUUCCUUCUAAAUGAUUUGUCAAAAACAAAAAAUCUGGAUUUCCUAAACUAGGUAUACUUAUAAAGCGAAUAGUACCUUCAUGUAUAUAACUAACAAUUAAAAGGUGAAAUCUGAAAAUCCCAUAUUUUAAUGCUAUAUUAUAGUUAAAUAGUACAUAUUAAUCUUAAUUAUGUAAUAUCUAUGACACUUCUGGUUGUAUCUAAAAAAGUUCAAUAUAUUUAUUUACAUUCAUAACACAGAAACAAGUAAAAUAUUUUAUAUCUGUGUGAUCGCCAAAAAUCUUCAUACCAUUUUCUACAAUGCUUUUUUUUCAUGUGUCGUAGAGCUGUUAUUUUAGUAUAUUAGUAUAUGUUAUGUCUCACAACCUAAGGUAUCAUAUUCCAUAUGUUUAUUUUAAGUUUUAUGAUAAUAAAAUGACAAUAUUUGUAAUCCGUUUUAUAAUGAUAAUAAAUAGGGUUUAAGAAA